This is a messenger RNA of Fusarium coffeatum, 768 nucleotides long. RefSeq lists its product as uncharacterized. The record is from RefSeq and is a predicted model, not a curated record. Bases 1 to 768 code for a protein of 255 amino acids. The transcript is spliced from 3 exons. Lineage: Eukaryota; Fungi; Ascomycota; Sordariomycetes; Hypocreales; Nectriaceae.
AUGACUGGAGGAAAGGUGAGUUCAGAGAAACCCUCACCCGGCGAUUUGGAUAUGACGAAGGAGGGCUCAACCAAUCCAUCAGCUGUCCGAAUUCGUGACAACCAACGACGGUCCCGUGCGCGCCACAAGGAGUAUGUCGAGGGUUUGCAAAAGAAGCUUCAGGACUAUGAGCGUCGUGGUGUCGAGGCCACAUUGGAGAUGCAGCAGGCGGCGAGAAGUGUUGCAGUCGAAAACUCCCGCUUGAAGAUUCUUCUGGGAUACCAUGGCAUCACUAAUGAUGACGUCGAAAAGUUCUUGCACAGCUUUCCUGAUCAGUCAGUUUCCGACGCCGCAAAGGCUGCUAUUCAGCAGUCAACAGCCAGUCAACCACCCAUCGCCGCCGCACCAAAGAUGGCUCUUCAACCCUUGUCAAGGGCAACUUCAGCUGAUCCCCCGAGGACGUUACCCCCACCACAGAUGCUCCAUGAGAACAGCACAAGUACUCGAGAUGUCGUGGACGCAGUUGUUGGGAUCAAGCGAGACUCUCGAAAAGCCGGCUUACACAAUGGCCCAAAGCUUCCCUUGCCGAUAGAACAGCGACAACCACUGUUGCAACCUCGACCUCAACCACCCAUACUGCCAGCACUACCAGCUCUCGUCCUUGGUCAGAGUAGACCGGAACCCCCUCCCCUCGAUAAGCUGUCGUCGGUUGAGUUCGACGUCUCCAUGAAGCCACGAGUGCGGAUGGGGUUCGAGUCCGUAUCAUCGAAUGCCGACGAUUACCCCUGA